GCUACCAAGCAUUGAGGGGUAUGUUCAGAUGGAAAAUCCCGCAGAGGAACGCAAAGUAGAAGCUAGUAGUGAGAAUUUCCAAUACCAACCAGAAUUCUGCAUUCAAUCUGGUUCUACUUUUGCAUCUGAUCAAAAAAAUACUACAAAUAAUGCUAUGCUAAACCAGCAAAUUGCAGACUCUAUUGUGGUGAGUGGCCGACAAAACAGAGAAGCAGGCCUACGGAGGGAACUCUCUGCGCCUCUUGGGACUCCAGCUGAGGAUGGAUAUAAUUGGAGAAAAUAUGGCCAGAAACAGGUAAAGGGUAGUGAGAAUCCGAGAAGCUACUACAAAUGCACUCACCCAAAUUGUCAGAUGAAGAAGAAAGUCGAGCGGUCUCAUGAAGGUGGGAUUACUGAGAUAAUCUACAAGGGUUCCCACAACCAUCUGAAACCUAACCUUGAUUGCCGGUUUAGUGCUCCUUCACCAAACCCACUCAAUGAACUUAAGAGUGAUGGCUCAGAGCAGCCAGAUUCACAAGCAAGUUUUGAUGAAAAACCAAUAAAAGGAAGCUCUCAAAGUGGUAAUGGAUGCCAAGAUUGUUUGGGGGAUGGCCUGGAGGCAACUUCAGCUGCACCAAUUGCUGCUGAAUUCUGUGAUGCCUCUAAUGCAUUGCAAGAGAACCAAGAUGGUGAUCAUCCAUCCCCAGAGUCUAUUGAUGUUUCUUCUGCAAUGUCCAAUGAUGAAGAAGAUGAUCAAGAAACUCAUGGCAGUAUCUCCCUCAGCGGUGGAGAAGAGACAGAGUCAAGAUCCAGGAAGCUAGAUUCUUGUGUUGUUGAGAUAAAUGCUGCUUCAAGAACAAUUCGUGAACCAAGAGUUGUGAUUCAGACAAUGAGUGAGAUUGACAUUCUUGAUGAUGGAUAUCGUUGGCGAAAGUAUGGCCAAAAGGUUGUCAAAGGAAAUCCAAAUCCAAGGAGUUAUUACAAGUGUACAAAUCCUGGGUGCACUGUCCGAAAGCACAUAGAGAGGGCUUCACAUGAUCUCAAAUCAGUGAUCACGACCUAUGAGGGAACACAUAACCAUGAAGUCCCAACGACUAGAAGAAGUGGUCAUCAGAACUCUGGCUCCUCAAAUGUAUCAUCAUCUAAUUCGGCUACCCAAUCUCGCAGUCUUCUGCAAAAACAUGAACCAAUCCAAGACAGAUUUGCAAGAUUCAAUACUCACACUCCUCUCAGCACUUUUAACUUUCCACAAAAAGGCCAGUUAGGGACUGCUACAAGCUUCCCUUUUGCAAUGGGGCAGCCAAGCUUGUCCAACCUUUCUAUGUCUGGAUUCAAUCCUAUUGCAGCAGCAAGUACGCCAAUUGUUCCACCAGUCCAUUCAUUUCCAAGUCAUGGACAUCCUACUGAAGCAGGAUACAUGAUGCAUAAAUUAGACCUCAAGGAAGAAUUUUUGCCCGAUACAUUUCUUCCUCUGCCAAAUUCUAUGUCAGUUUAUCAUCAGAUGAUAAGCAAGCCUACCUGUGUUAUAGAAUGCAGAAGCAAAGAUGGCUAUUCCUUCAGUCAAGUUUAACUUCACUUGUGGCAAAAUAAAUGUUUGAAUUUAAUUUUUUCAAUUUUUGCUAAUGAUAAUAUAUAUAC
Zingiber officinale is the source of this 1617-nucleotide messenger RNA. RefSeq names its product probable WRKY transcription factor 2. The transcript has 3 exons. Gene Ontology annotation, biological process: regulation of DNA-templated transcription. NCBI's taxonomy places the organism in Eukaryota, Viridiplantae, Streptophyta, Magnoliopsida, Zingiberales, Zingiberaceae. Gene Ontology annotation, molecular function: sequence-specific DNA binding; DNA-binding transcription factor activity. Bases 29 to 1549 code for a protein of 506 amino acids. The record is from RefSeq and is a predicted model, not a curated record.